Menidia menidia (Atlantic silverside) is the source of this 1775-nucleotide messenger RNA. Lineage: Eukaryota; Metazoa; Chordata; Actinopteri; Atheriniformes; Atherinopsidae. The record is from the annotation of a GenBank genome assembly.
UUCAUUUAUUAAAACGCCUCAAAGGCAGGCAGCGUCCUCUGCUGGCACAAACCAAUAACCACCGAAGAACUGAACAAGCGAGACCUUUUUACAGAUAAACUUUGCUUUGUUUACACACUCGAUAAAACAUGGCCGCCCUAGCAACCGCUCAAUGUGACGAUAGACUGUGCUCGGGGGAUGGAGAGUACAGUGUCCAGCAUGGCAGUAGAUCAUCUCCUGUCAGCAUCAACAGAGUGGAUCAGAGGCUGGAUAGACAAAAGGUUCUGCACUUUCUCCGAGAGGCCGAGAAAAACAGACGGCAGAUUGAAAAGUUGGAGAAAGAGAGGACGCUGAGCGCUCAGUGCAGGAAGAAUGGCUGGACGGAUGUGUACGAAGACCUGGAGGAGUAUGAAAAAAUGUUAGAGACUGAAAGAAGCAUAGAGAAGGUGAACCUUCAAAAGCAGCUGGGGAAGAUUCAUAAUGGUGUGAGAAAAUUUCAGAGGCAGCUGACCGAUGUAAAACCAACUCCUAAGUUGAUUGAAAGACUGAAGGAGAUCAUGUCUGAGGUGGAAAUCUCAAUUACCACCUUAAAGGAAGAGCGGCGGACAUGCUUUGAGACCUAUUUGAAGGAGGAGAAGACCUGCGGGCAGGAGGUCAGUGCCUAUGAGAAGAAGAUUGAAAACUGGAGCGUUGUUGUCAAGCCUAAUCCUAAACUCCCCACAGGUUCCGCUCACAAGACCAAGUCACAUGAUGGAGACAUUCCUGCAGAGGUCAGAGCCCUGGAGGUUUUCCUACAGAAGACAGGAGGUUCUACUGGAGGCUGGGACCCCUAUGACCAUCAGGCUUUCCUGAGAGUUUGGACAAAGCACGGUGGACAGCCAGCCUUCAGAAAAGAAGCCAAGCUGUAUCUGCCAGGUAAAACUUUGGAGGACAUCGAGCAGCACCAGCAGUGGCAUCAGGAGCUGCUGGACCUACAGGACAAAAAGAGAGAGGUGAGGAGCCGUGCUGAAACCGAUCAAGCUAUUGUGCGUUGGAAAGCAAGCAAACAAAAAGAACGUCAGAACAAGAUACAAAGUCAGAUGGAGAUAGAAGAGGCUCAUAGGAGGGAGAGGGAGGCUAAGAGCCAUGACAAACUGCACAGGACUAAUAAGGAGAGGAAGCAGGCAGCACAGCAGCUGGAGGAUUGGAGGGAAGAGAAGAGAAGAAAGGAGGAACAGGAGGAAGAACAGAGACUGACUGAGGAGAUACAAAAGAGGAGACGAGAGAAGGAAGAGCGUCGCCGCCAGCUAGAAGUGAAGCUGGUUUUAGAAGAGCAGCUACGUCUGAGGAGAGAGGAAGAGGAGGAGGAAGAGAGGAGGAGGAGAGAGGAGGAUCAGAAGCAAACGGAGGAGAGGCAAAGGGAGGCAGCAAAGAUCAUAAAACACCUCCAUGAAAGGGAUCUUCACAAGGUGGAGGCAAAGUUUCAUGAAAGGCAGUUAAAGGAAAAAGAGGAAGAAGAGAGACAGAAGAGAAUAGCUGCCAAAAUGAAGGAGAAGGUGGACGGUAACGUAAACAGAGACCCGUCCAGACUCAUCCGCCCCACCAAAGGAUGGGAGGAGCGGAUGAAACACAUAGGCCCGUCUGGACAAGGACCCAUGCUGCAGAUGUUUCGCAGAGCUGUUCCAACUUGGAGACAAGGACUGUGAUGAAACCACAAAUCCUGCAAUGUGUUGACAAUGCUUGCUGUAUUUGAACUAGAUUAAAUGGUUUGUUUUUGAGGUUCUAUAAUUUCUUUGAAUAGUUUUAAAUAAAAGCAA